Messenger RNA from Rotaria sordida, 3264 nucleotides. NCBI's taxonomy places the organism in Eukaryota, Metazoa, Rotifera, Eurotatoria, Philodinida, Philodinidae. The record is from the annotation of a GenBank genome assembly.
AUGUCUGUUCCAUCUUCAAAACCGUCACAACCAGUACCAACAACAUUCAAUGAACGUCUUAAUGAGCAGCUUGUUAACUGCUUGAAUGUUCAAACAAAUGUAAUACAAAAUUUAUCACAAUAUUCACAACAUAUUUCAUCACAAUUAUUUGAAAUUAAGAAUAUUGUUGAAAUACUUUCAAAUCGUGUAUUAGCUCUUCAACAACAACAACAAUUAAAUCAACAACCUCAUUUUCUACCAAGUCAUUAUGCAACAUCUUAUUAUCCAAAUUAUAUGUCUCACCAACCAAUACCAGUUUCUCAUCCACCACCAUCUUCACAUCCUCCGCCUCCUCAAAUGUCAUUUCCUGUUCAACAACAACAACCUGUUUCAAUGCGUAUACCAACAACAACAACUACUACAACAAAUUCAAAUCUCCCUUUUUUUCCUACAACUGCCGCUAAUCCAACUGUAUCAUUAUCACCAAAUGUUCCAUCAUUUCAAUUUUCUACAUCGGCAGCGAUACCAUCAUCACAACCAGCAAUAACGAAUACAUUGCCAACAACAACGACUCCAAGCAAGUCAGUCUUUACAAAUUUACCUAAAUUGACUAUGGCUGAUACAACAACUAAACCAUCAUGUUUAUUUCCAACAACAACAACGACAACAACAACAGCUUCAACAAAUAUCACAAAUGAAAAGCCAACAAACAGUAGUCCAUUUGUAUUUGGUACUAAUAAUAUGACAUCAAUAUUUGGUACUAGUAAUUUUACUCCUGGCUUAUCGAAUAUUUCAACAAUAAAACCAGAAACAAAUGUUGAUGAUGAUGGCGAAGGUGAUGGUGAAGAAGAUUAUGAACCAGAAUAUUCAUUUAAUCGACUUGUUACAUUACCUGUUGUUGAAGUUAAAACAGGUGAAGAAGAUGAAAAUGUUCUCUUUUGUGAACGUGCAAAACUUUAUCGUUUUGAUGCAUCAGCAAAUCAAAUGAAAGAACGUGGUGUUGGUGAAAUGAAAAUUUUACAACAUAAAAUAACAAAUCUUUGUCGUAUAUUAAUGCGUCGUGAACAAAUAUUUAAGAUAUGUGCUAAUCAUCAGAUAACAUCACAAAUGGAAUUAAAACUAAAAUCAGGUGCAGAAAAUACAUAUGUUUGGUCAGCUAUGGAUUUUGCAGAUGGUGAAGCUAAACAUGAAACAUUAUGUAUUCGAUUUAAAACUGAUGAACAAGCGAAAAAAUUUCUUAAAGUAUUUAAUGAAGCAAAAGAAAUGAAUAUGAAAAAAUCCGGUGAUUUACCGUCUAUUGGAAAAAUUUCAUUAAAUGAUGAAACAAAACCAAAUACAAAUGAUGAUGAUAUUGUUUCUAUUGGUGAAGUUAAACCAUCAGCUGAACAAAUUGAUCGAGCAAAAAAAUUACAAUUACCAUCAACAUUCUAUUUAUAUGAAAAUAAAGAACCAUGCAAAGGUUGUCCAGGGUGUGAAGAAGAUACACCACCAAUUGUACUUAAUGAAAAUAAAACCGAAAUAAAACAAACAGAUAUAAUUAAAAAUGAUACAAAAAUAACUACUCCUCAACCACAAUCAACAACAUCAGCAUCAAAACCACCAUUAAGUUCAAGUGAAAAUAUUAAAUUUUCAUUUACAAAUGCUGAAAAACAACAAACGCAAUUACAAAAACAAACAUCAACAACAAAAGAGGAAAAAUCAUCAAUUGAAUCAUCAUCAUCACCUGUCGCAAAUGCAACAUCGCAAUAUGAUAAUAAACCAUCAAUAUUUGGAAACUUGAAUGGUCUAUCUAAUACAUCAAUUUUUGGAAGUUCAACACCACUAAAUAAUCCUAGUGGUUCCAUAUUUGGUAGUAAUGCAUCAUUAAAACCAUCAAAUAAUACUAAUAGUGGAUUUUCUUUUCCUGGUUUUGGUAAUACAACAACACCAACAAAUGGUUUUCAAUUUUCUACACCAGCUGCAACAUCAUCAACAACAACAGCAACAACAACAGCGAAUACAUCAUCAACAUUUUCAUUUGGAUCAGCAUCAGCUAAUAAACCAAUUUUUGGUAAUACACCAAAAUUUAGUUUUUCUGACUUAGCUAAACAAUCAUCAACAACAACAACAAAUGAGAAACCACUAAGUAAUGGAACUGAACAACGAGUUUUUGCUGGUCAAGGUUCACUUAUAUUUGGUACAACUACAACUCCAACUCCAACUCCAAAAGCUAAUACAAAUGAAGAUGAUGAAGGUGGUGAUGGUGGUGGUGGUGGUGGUGGUGGUGAAGAUGAAUCAUAUGAACCAAAUGUUUCAUUUAAACCAAUUGUACAAUUAUCAGCUGUUGAAGUUAAAACAGGUGAAGAAGAUGAAAAUAUUCUCUUUUGUGAACGUGCAAAACUUUAUCGUUUCGAUGCUGAAACAAAUCAAAUGAAAGAACGUGGUGUUGGUGAAAUAAAAAUUUUACAACAUAAAACAACAAAUCUUUGUCGUAUAUUAAUGCGUCGUGAACAAGUUUUAAAAUUAUGUGCCAAUCAUCAAAUAACAUCACAAAUGGAAUUAAAACAACAUCAAGGUUCAGAAAAUGCAUAUGUUUGGUCAGCUAUGGAUUUUGCUGAUGGUGAAGCUAAACAUGAAACAUUAUGUGUUCGAUUUAAAGCAAGUGAUACAGCAAAAAGAUUUGUUAAACAAUUUAAUGAAGCUAAACAAGCAACUAUUAAUGCUCAAGAGAAGAAUCCAAACGCGACGAAUCCGAUUUUCCCUCCUGCUCAGUACGUCGCUUGCUAUUAUUACUUAUUAAGUAUCAGUCAUCUCGAUGCUAGCAAGAAAUCAAAAGAAGAAAAGGAAGAAGAAGAACAAUCAACCGAUACUGAUACUGAUACUGAUACUGAUUCGGACGACGAUGAUGAUGAUGAUGACAAAAAAGGCAACACUGAAGAAGAAAUUGAAGAAUAUACGGAAAUUUUUGAACAUAUUGAAGAAUUUCGAUCAGAUUCAAAGAAAUCAGUAACAAAAAAAACUAAUAAGAAACAACAAGAAUCAUCAUCAUCAUCAUCAUCAUCAUCGUCGUCAUCGUCAUCAUCAGAUAGUGAUGAUGAUAGUGAAGAUGAUAGUGAUGAUGAAAGUGAUGAAAGUUCAACAGAUUCAACAUCAUCAGAUUCAACAACAUCAGAUGCUGAAAGUGAUCCAAGUAGUGAAGAGGAAGAAGAAGAAGAUAACAAACCAUCAGCUAAAAAUAAAAAAUCACAAUCAUCUUCAACAACAUCAGGAAAACAAUCAACAACUAGUUCAACACAUAAGAAUUAA